AUGCGGGACUCGUUGAUAAUCUCUGAUUUGACUGGCGAGUCUGUUCCGGCACUGCUCUCUGACAGGUCCACCUCCAGAUUUGGAAUAAAAUACUUGAAUAUAUCGUUAAUGUUUUCUCCGGACGUUCCCAGUAGGCGCAAUCCGUCGAUCUCAAACCACGUAGGGUUGGUUGCGCGUUUGAAGUUGGUAAACUGGCCCGCGGAGCUGAAGAACGACGGGUGCAACGGCUGUUUGGGCAAGCUGCUUUCGCUGGGGUCGGAGUCGCCAGGCAUUAUGGUCACAGGGACCGAAUUGAGCAGUUCCGAAACAAACCUGUCCAGUUGUUUGAGCGCGUCGGCAUCGUAA
Ogataea philodendri is the source of this 345-nucleotide messenger RNA. RefSeq lists its product as uncharacterized. NCBI's taxonomy places the organism in Eukaryota, Fungi, Ascomycota, Pichiomycetes, Pichiales, Pichiaceae. The record is from RefSeq and is a predicted model, not a curated record. Bases 1 to 345 code for a protein of 114 amino acids. The transcript has a single exon.